UUAGACUUGUCCACGAUGGCGUCAAAGCAAAUCGCCCUCACCAGAGUCCGUCCCGCUCUCCAGGCGGCGCCUCAAACUACCCGCAUUCCCGCAUUCCUCAACAAACUACACGAAAUGGUCAACGAUCCCAAGACCAAUCAUCUUAUCGAGUGGGCUCCAGACGGAGAUUCCUUCUAUGUUUACAACCAAGAACAAUUCGCGCGGGACGUGCUGCCUCACUGGUUCAAACACCAAAAUUUCGCUUCAUUUGUCCGCCAAUUAAACAUGUACGGAUUUCACAAAGUACCACAUCUUCAGCAAGGAGUCCUCAAAGGAGACGCCGACACCGAGUACUGGAAUUUCGAGCACGCCAACUUCCGUCGCGACCAACCAGAUUUGCUUUGUUUAAUCCAACGCAAAAAGUCUGCCAACGUUCCUGAUGAGGAGAAGAUUGAGAACCCCGGCAAUAACGCUACUAUGCCGACAACAGGUAGCGGUGGUCAAAUGCUCGACCUACAAUCUAUAGUGAAUGGAAUAUCAACUAUCAAGCGACACCAAACAGCCAUCUCCGCUGAAUUAAGCGAUUUGCGACGCAGUAAUGAGCUGCUUUGGAAAGAAUCGGAAGCUGCGCGUGCACGUCACCAGAAACAGCAGGACACCAUCAACCGAAUCGUUAAAUUUCUCGCUGGCGUCUUUGGCAACCACGUGAACGUCCAAGACGAUGUCUCUGCUCCCUCACCGUCGCGAGCUGUAGUUCCCAGACGACAGUCACGACUGAUGAUCGAGGGAGGUACUAUGGACCCACUGAAGGAAUCACCAGUUCCUUAUACCACUAUGGAGACUCCGAUGGCCGAGUCAUCUCCUACGGAGUCGGACUCACCCAAAGCCAUGACGGUCAACUUUGAUUCGCCUAUCACCACUCCGAUUACUCUCUCGCCUGAGGUUGCAAAGACCGACCUUAUCUCGACUUUGCCCGCGGAAGACUACUCACUUUCCCGCUCCCGCUCACCUAAUCCGGACCUCGACCAUAUCAUUCAGACCACUCUUAGCACUAUGACUCCUGCUCAAAUUCAACAGCUUAUGCACUCUAUGUCGAUGCCUCCCUCAUAUACCGAUCUUCCAGCGGCGAACUUUGACCAGGACUCUUCCCUGAUGUCGUAUCAACCUGCACUCGACUUUGGCCAGCUAGCUCCCUUGUCACCACUUCUAGACCCACUCCAGCCUCAGUACAACAGUCUUUCGGAAAAGGUCGACAAGUCGUGGAAAGCAACGCAGGAUAUUGAGCAGGAUGUGGAUGCGGUCGAUAACCGGAUAAGCAACCUUUUCCAACAGUUUGAGUUGCCUGGUGACACCAUCAAUGGCACUGAUCAAAACGCCGAAAGCGAGCUCUUUCGGACAUUUAUGAACGGAUUGGACGACCCAAUUGCGGAAACCACUGUUGAUGAGGCUGAAAUUGGCGCGAGAAAACGCAAGUCAAUUUCAGGCAUUACUGACUCCAGUGUUGUCGAAUUGUCCCCAGAAGCACGCAACAAACGGAGAAGAGAAAAAUAA
Messenger RNA from Mycena indigotica, 1530 nucleotides. RefSeq names its product Transcriptional factor. The coding region runs from base 16 to 1530 and encodes 504 amino acids. Gene Ontology annotation, molecular function: DNA-binding transcription factor activity; sequence-specific DNA binding. NCBI's taxonomy places the organism in Eukaryota, Fungi, Basidiomycota, Agaricomycetes, Agaricales, Mycenaceae. The record is from RefSeq and is a predicted model, not a curated record. Gene Ontology annotation, biological process: regulation of DNA-templated transcription. The transcript is spliced from 4 exons.